Molecule: messenger RNA, 1581 nt
Organism: Exophiala aquamarina CBS 119918
Lineage: Eukaryota; Fungi; Ascomycota; Eurotiomycetes; Chaetothyriales; Herpotrichiellaceae
Exons: 1
Coding region: 1-1581 (526 amino acids)
Biological process (GO): regulation of DNA-templated transcription
Molecular function (GO): DNA-binding transcription factor activity, RNA polymerase II-specific; zinc ion binding
Source: RefSeq, a predicted model, not a curated record
AUGACUUCGCCAGAAGCGCUGUCCAGAAGGGGAAGACUUGGUGCGAGAAAGUCCAAUACUGGGUGCAUCACAUGUAAAAUUAGAAAGGUGAAAUGCGAUGAGCGGCACCCUGCCUGCCAAAGGUGCCUGGCAACAGGGAGAAAAUGUGAUGGCUAUAUCCACAAUGGAAACAUCGGGAGAACUCCGUUGAGCACAAACAGUACAAUGGUGCACCCAGCACGUCCUACGACAUAUGCGAACUUGGACCGUGUCGAACUACAGUCCUUUGAAUUCUUCAUGCGCCGAUUUGUUCCUAGUUCGACCAGAAUUGUGGAUGGACAAUUCUGGCAUCAGCUUGUCCCUCAGAUCAGUCACUCAGAUCCCGUUAUCUGGGAUGCUGUCAUUGCUCUAUCAUGCCUGACACAGCAUCCUCAAUAUUCUCGCGCAUUUACAUUGCCUGAUCGCAAGAAACCACCGAUAGUAAACGAAGAACAUCGCAGGGCGUUGACGUGGUAUGGCAGGUCUAUGGCAGGUCUGAGGAAGCGUAUAGAGCAAACAACAGCUCAGUCGGCAAGUGCUGUUAUAUCCUGCAUUCUAUACAUUUGCAUAGAGUGUCUGCAAGACAACGUGGCUGAGGCUACCGCGCUUUGGCAACGAGCAAUUGAGAUGAUGCGAUCAACUGCUGGUGGACAGGUUGCAAAAUGGCCUGCAACGCAGCUUGAGAGGUCUCUCGCAAGGGGGGUACGAGAUUUGUUGCAGAACAUGGCGGCAUCGCAGAGAAUUCGUACCCAAUGGGAAAGAAAGUCUGACAAAUCCAACACACCCUUUCAGACGCUUCCUGAUGCUAGAGAUGAGCUUUUUGUUCUGCUCUUCGAAUCCCACGAUUUCAUUGUGGACGUUAUGAAAAUCAUCAUCUCCCAAGGGAAAGACUGGACACCUCCAUCAGAAUUGAGUUUUCGCCAGCAAUCUCUUCAGUCAAAAUUUUUACGGUGGCAUGAAGCACUUGAAACCAUGAUGAUGAAGCCUGAAUUGGAGUGUGCCCAGGAUGACAGCCACGAAGAUGAGCAUUACUCGGUGCUUUUAGUGACGUACGGCCAAUACUUCAUUACUGUGUGCACCAUCUUAAACAUGUAUGAAACGGCAUUCGACAAUUUCCUUCCAAUGUUCCAAUCUAUGGUCGACCACGCUGGUCAUGUUGUAGCUGCGGGAAGCAAAGAAACGCGUCCAGUGUUUAUCUUCGAGACUCGAGUCAUCCCUCAACUAUUCUUUGUGGCGACAAAAUGCCGGCACCCAGUUGUUCGUCGACAAGCCAUAUCUUUACUGCGUACCGGAGCCGAGGUUGAGAAUACAUGGAAAGCUGAUACGUUGGCUGAUAUCGCCGAACGUGUGGUAGGCACUGAGGAGUCAGGCAGCAUUGACGGUGUCUUUUGCCCAGAACCCUCUACGAUGGAGCUCCCACCCGAAGACCAUCGAAUGUGUCGAGAUAGAAUCAUCGAGCUCCCGGGUCCUGAUGGGCAGCCAACUAAUUUUCACCAUUUUGAAACAUGGAAGCAAGGCGAGAAUCAGAUGUGGUGCUUAGUGAAGCACCUAGUAAAAGUGUAG